This is a messenger RNA of Vicugna pacos (alpaca), 1436 nucleotides long. It is a transcript of the gene TMEM69, whose product is annotated as transmembrane protein 69. NCBI's taxonomy places the organism in Eukaryota, Metazoa, Chordata, Mammalia, Artiodactyla, Camelidae. The record is from RefSeq and is a predicted model, not a curated record.
GGCUGGGAAACCUGGAAUAGAGAAGCAAGAACUGUUCAGGAACUCUACAAACUUCAAAAAGCCGGCUUCCACUUGAUUUUAAAGAAAUAGCCCGACAGAAAAACCCGGUGUGGGAACAAGUUAGUGGUGGUUGAGUCCCCACCCGAACUCAUUUUUCUCGGCUCUCAGGAAGUGGGGGGGCCAUCUGACCCCAUCUGCCGGAAGUGCCUUUUCCAGAGUGCCGGGCUAUUCUUGCAGCUUAGUUUUCCACCUCUCCGCGCAACGCUGGCAACAACAUGCUUCUGAUUCAGCCCUUCCACUUAGCUGUAAAAAUAAAUUAAUCAGAACGCCCUGGCAUCUUCCUUAGCGAGACUUUCAGUGGGACCCAGUAUGCUUCACUUCAUCCAGAAGUUUUCUCAAGCACCUUCAAAGAUUCUGAAGUAUCCUUCUACAGUCAGACUAGGAGCUAGCAGAAGAAUAAACAUACUUUCUGUCAAGGCAUGUCUCCAGCAGAACUUUUCCCCUUUGUUUCCAAGGACUUGGCUUCUCUCAUCAUUUCCAGUGUAUAUGAGCAAAACACAGUAUUAUCAUACGUCCCCGUGCAGCUUUAAGAAGAAGCAAAAGCAAGCAGUAUUUCCAGCCAGGCCACCACGCACCAUCAGUUACCUGCCUUACAGCCCAAAGCCAGCGUUAUACAUAACUCUGGCAGGACUAAUCCCCUUCGUUGCUCCACCACUGGUCAUGGUGAUGACAAAGACUUAUAUCCCCAUAUUAGCUUUUACUCAGAUGGCUUAUGGAGCCAGUUUCCUAUCUUUCUUGGGAGGGAUCAGAUGGGGUUUUGCUUUGCCAGAAGGUAGUCCAGCCAAGCCAGACUUCCUCAAUUUAGCUAAUAGUUUCACUCCUGUUGUGUUUUCAUGGUUUGCCUUCUUUAUUUCUGAGAGACUCAGUGAAGCUAUAGUCACAGUAAUAAUAGGUUUGGCAAUAGCAUUACACAGUGAACUUUUUCUCUUGCCACAUUAUCCCAAUUGGUUCAAAGCCCUGAGGAUAGUAGCCACUUUAGUGGCCUUUCUUUCAUUUGUAAUAACUUUACUAGUUAAAGAUAUUUAUCCAGAGAAAGGACCCAAGAGACCUGGGCGAACAGAAUAAAUAUAAAACUCUGUAGAUGACGUUAGGAUGUUGGCUAGAAACCUUGUAAGGCUGUGUUUUGGCAUCACCUUUUUCUCCUUCUGUUUAGCUCUUUUUUUCCCUCACCAAUGGUAAUUUAUUCUUCACAAAUUAGUUUUCAUUUCUAGAAAUCUUUACAGGAAUCACUGAGAAGCAGCUUGAAAAUCCCUAACAAGGCCUUUUCAUGUCAUUAGGUUACAGUUCUCAUUAUCUUUUUAUGAAUUAAAUAGUCAGCCAGUUAAUAGUUUCAAUGUUUUGUUUUGAAAAAUGUAAAAUAAAAAAGAUGAAAAAUC